AUGGCCGCUUCUAUCGCCGCGCUCCCCACGGUCUCCUCGCUGGUGGACUGUACGGACCUCACCGUAACAGUAUAUCCAUACCUCCGCCAACUAACGCCCGCACACGUGCUGCCGCUCCUGCGCGGCGAGAUCGCACCGACGCAAUGGUACCUCGCCACAAACCCAGUCAUAAGCGCCGCGCUCUUCGCGCUCGCCGUCUCCCUCGUCGUUCUCGUUGCCGGCGAGAUCACCCGCAACUGUAGCCAGGUCGACCGCCUGUGGAGUCUCCUCCCCGUCGUUUACGCGGGGCACUACGCGGCGUGGACACACCUCCACGGGAUCCCAUCGGAACGCGUGGAUACGCUUGCUACGUUCAUCGGAUUGUGGGGUGCCCGCCUCACGUUCAACUACUGGCGCAAAGGCGGCUACCAAUACGGCCACGAAGACUACCGCUGGGAGGUCCUCCGUGCUAAGAUCCCGGCGGCACUCUUCCCGGUGUUUAACCUGGGCUUCAUCUCGCUAUUCCAGAGCUUCACGCUGAUGGCGAUCACCUGUCCGCUGUACAUCAUGCUGCUAUACUCGCAGCUCCCCGAGAGCGCCACCACCGACAUCGUCGACACGAUUUUCUCGCGCGGGCUCGUCAUCGUCCUGUGCAUCGAGGCGCUGGCCGACCAGCAGCAGUGGUCGUACCAGCAGGCGAAAAAGAGCUACAAGGAGACGGGCGCGGUUGCCGAGGGGUUCGCGAAGGAGGACCUCGACCGCGGGUUCGUGGUCACUGGAUUGUGGGCGCUCUCGAGACAUCCGAAUUUUGCGUGUGAGCAGGCGAUCUGGCUGGGCGUGUACCAGUGGGCUUGCCUCAAGACUGAUACCAUGUACAAUUGGAGCGGCCUGGGCGUUAUGGCGUAUUGUGCCAUUUUCUUGGGGAGCACUAUCUUCACCGAGAGCAUCACCGCGGCGAAGUAUCCCGACUACAAGGAGUACCAGCUGCUGGUUAAUAAGGUGGUUCCAGGGUUGGGUGCGCUCAUGGGACAUGAGCUGGAGGUUAAGGGAGCGAAGAAGGAUUAG
This is a messenger RNA of Tricharina praecox, 1044 nucleotides long. RefSeq lists its product as uncharacterized. The transcript is spliced from 2 exons. The record is from RefSeq and is a predicted model, not a curated record. Gene Ontology annotation, cellular component: membrane. Lineage: Eukaryota; Fungi; Ascomycota; Pezizomycetes; Pezizales; Pyronemataceae. Bases 1 to 1044 code for a protein of 347 amino acids.